CGCUCUCCACUUGGCUGGCUACACAAAUCUGAAUGUACCUCUAACCAAUCUCCUCUCUUAUUUCCUUUGAACAAUCUGUAUCUGUCCCUGUCUCCAUCGUCGUUUCGUGUUUCUACACUCCCAUCCUCCUGUUUUCGUUUUUCUUCCUUUUUUUUUUCAUUUAAUUUAUUAUCGUUCUUCUUCGUUUAUCUGCUUCGCGCUUCCUUCAGAUUUGUUCUCCCCUCAGAUCCCUGUCUUUAUCACAGUGAGACGGCGUUGUUGAGUUUGAACAGAUGAAGUAAUGUUGAUGGAUGGUGGAUGUAUGGGGAAGCUGGUGAGGUGCCUUGAACUUAGAUGAAGAAGGAACGUGCAUGGCCGCAAUUCAUAAGGAAUCUUUUGAUCAUGGUUGGAUCAAGAAGCCGGCCACAGUUGAGGAGGCCUACUUGGAUUAUUGUUCUUGUUUCCAUAGUGUGUGUGUUUCUCGUUGCUGCCUACGUGUAUCCGCCGCGGAGCCCGUCUUCCUGCUCCCUCUUCUCCUCCAGUGGUUGUGGUGGCAGUAUUAUCGAUCUACCGCCUGCGGCUCAGUCGCGUCAAUUGACUGAUGCGGAGGUUGAGUCUCGGGUUGUUAUUAACGAGAUUCUCAACUAUUAUCCUGUGAUAACCAAGAAACCUAAAGUAGCUUUUUUGUUUUUGACUCCGAGUUCGUUGCCGUUCGAGAGGCUCUGGCACAUGUUCUUUAAGGGCCAUGAGGGCAAAUUCUCUGUUUAUGUACAUGCAUCAAAGGACAAGCCAACACAUGUCAGCCCCUAUUUUGUUGGACGAGACAUUCACAGUGCACCGGUAGGCUGGGGAAAAAUUUCUAUGGUUGAGGCUGAAAGAAGACUUUUGGCAAAUGCACUGUUAGACCCUGAUAAUCAACAUUUUGUAUUGUUGUCUGAAAGUUGUAUACCUGUACGUCGCUUUGAUUUUGUGUACAACUACUUAUUAUUAACAAAUGUCAGCUUUAUUGACAGCUAUGUGGAUCCUGGUCCUCAUGGAAAUGGCAGGUAUAUAGAAUAUAUGUUGCCCGAAGUGGAAAAGAAAGAUUUCCGAAAGGGUUCCCAGUGGUUCUCAAUGAAGCGGCAGCAUGCUAUAAUAGUUAUGGCAGACAGUCUCUAUUUUACAAAAUUCAAGCACCAUUGCAGGCCAAAUAUGGAGGGCAACCGCAAUUGCUACGCUGAUGAGCAUUACCUGCCAACCUUCUUUACUAUGCUUGAUCCAGGUGGAAUCGCAAAUUGGUCAGUAACAUAUGUUGAUUGGUCUGAAGGAAAAUGGCAUCCGAGGUCAUUCAGAGCUCGGGAUGUUACUUAUCAAGUCAUGAAAAACAUAGCAUACAUUGAUGAAAGUCCACAUUUUACUAGUGAUGCAAAGAGAACAGUGGUGAUUACACCGUGCGUAUUGAACGGCUCAAAGCGAUCAUGUUAUCUAUUUGCCCGGAAAUUUUUCCCAGAAACUCAGGAAAGAUUGAUCCAGCUCUACUCUAAUUCUACAAUAUUCUAAAGUAUUUAUAUUUAUCAUCAUUCUUUGGUGAAUCAACACCAUGUGAUCCCAGCCUCACCGUCUUGCACAUAGUGAAUUGUUUUUGAGAAAAUCCCUAAGACAACUGGAAAUUUUUCUUAGGAAGACAAGAAGCUGAUUUGGUUAAAAUUUGCUUUUCUCUGGGGCUGGACGGAACUGCGGAGCUUGUCUGGUUGGAUAAUUUGCUGUUCCUAUUGUACUUUUUUUAAAGUAUUAAAAACAUCAUAGAUUUCUCUUACGGAUAAGUUUUGGUAUCCUUGAUAGAGACUAGAGAGGGAGGGCUAAGGUUUGGGUUUUGAUUCGGACUCUGGAAGCUAACUGUCACCUAUGACUGUUAUUGCAUCUACAAAUUUUCUGCAGUCAUGCAUUAAAUGUUACCUCAUGAAUGGUUUAGCAGUUAUGCGCAGAAUUUUGGAAGAAUUCUGUUUUAUUUUAGAAA
This is a messenger RNA of Vigna angularis (adzuki bean), 1975 nucleotides long. Its product is annotated as glycosyltransferase BC10. The record is from RefSeq and is a predicted model, not a curated record. The coding region runs from base 334 to 1518 and encodes 394 amino acids. The transcript is spliced from 11 exons. Gene Ontology annotation, cellular component: membrane. Lineage: Eukaryota; Viridiplantae; Streptophyta; Magnoliopsida; Fabales; Fabaceae. Gene Ontology annotation, molecular function: glycosyltransferase activity.